UAAAGAAGGCAAGACUAAGUGGCCUAGAGGUCGAAAGGUGGCUCUAUAAGGUUGAUAUGAUACAGUCAAUCCGCGAUCGUGGUCCCAAGCGGUUAUCGUAAUGGGUCUCAGAAUAUUAGAACUCACCAUAUUGGCCGGGUUGCUGGUCCUCGUAGCAGUAAUUGAAGGACAGCAAAAGGAUCAUUCAUGGUCAGGAUACUAUACGGAUAAUGGAAAGCACUAUCUGCUGUACGGAAAGCCAAGGGAAGAACUUAUAAUACCCACAUUUGGCAAUAUAUCAUCGAAUCCUUUUAUAAACGAUUUGGAAGCACAGGAAAGCCUUCCGACCAGAAUCGUCAAUGGCGUAAGGAUACCCUGUGAAGAAGCUCCCUUUCAGGGUUCUUUGCACUACGAGGGAUACUUCGUUUGCGGAUGUGUUAUUAUCAACAGAAUUUGGGUCAUCACUGCUCACCAUUGCUACUUCGGCCCACCAGGGAAAUAUACGGUGCGAGUUGGUUCAGAUCAGCAAAGACGCGGUGGUCAGCUGCGGCAUGUGCAAAGGAUCGUGGCAAUAUCGGCAUAUAAUGACUACACCAUGCAACAUGAUCUCGCCAUGAUGAAGCUGAAAUCCCCCAUCUUCUACGGCAAAUGUGUACAGCCUGUAAGAUUACCCUCACCGACAACGAAAAGAUUUCCCAAAACAUUCGUAGUCAGUGGUUGGGGCAUUACCUCGGUAAAUGCUCAGAAUGCCCAGCGCUAUCUUCGCCGAGUUACAUUGAACUAUAUAAAGAGGGGCAAGUGCCAGAAAAAGUACAAAAGCGCUGGAAUUAAAAUAUACAAGGACAUGAUCUGCGCUAGUCGUAAGAACAAGGACAGCUGCUCCGGCGAUUCUGGUGGUCCACUGACAAACAAAGGUGUUCUUUAUGGAAUCGUGUCCUGGGGCAUUGGUUGCGCAAACAAAAAGUAUCCCGGUGUUUAUGUCAAUGUCAAGCGUUAUAUCCGUUGGAUUAAGCGUUGCCUGCACAGAUAUUAAUAUAUAUAACUAUAAAAACUGAAGAAAUAAUGUAUUACACUUAUUCGGGUCUCAAAAGUAAGACGUACAUGAUAUCUUGGGUUGUUCAUACUAAUAUAAAAGGUUUCCUUAAUUCUGAUCCAAUAGAAAUGAAUAAUUUAAAUAUCAAUAAGAUCAUUUAUAACCUGAGUUAGAAAUAAAACACAUUAUGUAAUAAAUUAUCUAUUUAAAUCAAUUUCUGCACCAAAAUCUCAUUUUGCACAGUUGAUUGCGCAUUAUUAUAAAACUAUUAA
Drosophila eugracilis is the source of this 1284-nucleotide messenger RNA. RefSeq names its product trypsin alpha-3. The coding region runs from base 101 to 1012 and encodes 303 amino acids. Lineage: Eukaryota; Metazoa; Arthropoda; Insecta; Diptera; Drosophilidae. Gene Ontology annotation, molecular function: serine-type endopeptidase activity. The record is from RefSeq and is a predicted model, not a curated record. Gene Ontology annotation, biological process: proteolysis. The transcript has a single exon.